UGGACAUGGAGAGCUUCACGAAGGCGCAUCCCGACCCCGAGGGUAUCACCCCCCUUGAUGUUAUUUUUUCCUGCUGUGUCUGCCACGCUACAUUCUCCGAGGUCUACGAUGGAUGCUCCACUGUCCAAGGCCUCUCCGACGGCAUUAACCCAAAGGAGCGCCUCGUCACGAAGCUCUGGCUCUCUAGCUGUUGCCAUGUCAUCUGCAGCAAGCACCUCGAAGGUGGCGCCCCGCCUUUUCACCCCGCAGGAACCCGACCGCGCGCGCCAUGUCCAGUGUGUGCGCAGGAGAGGGGCGAGGACCGACCUCGCGAGCUGUACUCGGUCCGUGGCUUCACCGAGGGCGAGUUCGACAGCGCUAUACCAGCUUGCUGGUUCACGACCCCCCCAAUCAAGCUGGAUGCGGCCGGAAAGGAAAUGGAGGCUCUGAGAUUUCAAUAUCUAUCCCUCGUUCGCUAUGCGAAGCAGCUCACUGGAGAUCAUAAAGAAGCCAAGGGGAAGUUAGAUGAGGCCCAAAACAGUGUCAUGUGUCUCCAAAGGCUUAGAGCAGAGGAACAGACCAAGCUUUCAACCUUAGAAGAAGAGAACGAGCGAUUACACGCCAUGGAGCCUGAGUUGCAGAAGUUCAAGAUGAGGAUGCCUGCGAUCGAGCACUACUUGAAGCAGAUCCCGCGCAUGGUUGAGCAAAACGAGCAGAUGAAAGGACAGCUUGCGUCGCUUGGCUACUACAUACCAGCCGAGACAUUCGCUUAUCACAAGGCGCCAUAUCCCUUCGAUGAGAACGAUAAUGUUAUUGCAGACGCCUUCGGGCAACCCAUGGAUUCAUCUUUGAAGCGGACAGCUUCAAGCCACACGGCAGGACGUUCAUUAGUGACCAUCGAGGCAAGGAACUCUGUGGAUGUUCCGCUCUCUUCCAGCCCUCAGGCACGGCCAGCCAAGAGACAGAAACCUAACUCUGGAUCCACUGAACAAAAUAUUCAUGCUCCGCCACCAUCCAGACAGAAGCUUCAUAGUCGUGACUUGAUGCCUCCUCCAAGUGGACCACUUUCGAAGAUGAAAUCCAUGAGGAGGCUUUGGCCUUUGCGCAAGAAGUCACCAAAUAUCUCGCUGCCAUCUCCUGCCCUUGAUAGUCAAGGCUCUACAGGAGACGUACAGAUGUACGACAAUGGGCACUGGGAACAUGUUCAGCCGGUAUUACACGCCAACGUUGCCGCCGACGACCGGCCACCGACGCGUCAUGGAUACCAGUAUGAUGGGACACCUUACAUGACGGGGGCAUUACCGGACGGCCACUCCCCCUAUCCUACCAAUUCACCAAACCAACACCAAGAAUCAAUCGGAACUAUGGUCGAAGAUGCACAUCACCCCACCACCACGGGACCUUUAGGUCCGUCAGGUGGUCUGCCAAGCGAGCCAUCCUAUAUUCGUCUGAUGGAUGGCCUGUCCUGUGAUACCAGGCUGGAAUUGGAGCUUCGGGACCCUCGCUCCAAGAGAUCCGGGCAAUCUCACACGAACGCCGGGUUUGGACAGCAUUUUGGCGCAACUAGAGGUCAGACUCUUCCUCACAACCAUGCUGGACAACAGCAAAUUAGGUUCGGGCACGCGUUCCCCAAUCAAUCGCCGAAUGCCCCUUUCUCUCCAGCAUGGCGAAAUCGCCAUCCCGAUCCUCUCCGGUCAAAUCCUCCACAUGUCUUCGUUAAAAGACCUAUUACCCGACCUUCGGUAAAUCCUAUCACACCAGCACCCCUGCGUUUUCAACAACCGGCUGAACGAGCCGAGAGUGUAGUGAGUCCCUUCUUUAAAAAUUGUGAUCGUAAUGCGCAAGUAUAUUCAAGAGCUGGAGUUAAUGACCGUGUUGCCAGUUCACAACCUUCCGGAGGUUAUCACUCUCACGUGGCCAGGGUGGCCUCGGCUCAGGCAGACUGGCAUGAACCACGAAGUCUGAAUGGCUUGUCGUUCUUUAAUUCGCCGCGUAAUACUAGGAAUGAACCAAUUCCCUACGAUUCUGGAUAUGGCGGGUCCGGUCAUUUUGUACCAUCAGAACCGCAUUAUGCAUCUGGAAAUAUCGACGGCCGAGGCUUCAUCAGGAGGCAAGAUGCACGAAUUUCGCCCUACAGAAGUGGGAGCGCAUAUGCGUCCUCUUUUAAUCGUCCAUGUUAUCCCCAGCAAGAAAAAGCGCUUCCUCCAUUGCGGCUUCCUUCCCUUAAUCGACCAUCGCAUUCACGAGCCGUUCCUCUCCCGUCUGCCAUGCCGUCCAUUGUCUCUAGCCACCGGACCUCGGUCCGUUCGUCCAGGUCACAGUGGGAUGAACAAGCGUCGACAGGUGCGAGGAGCGGCCAACAUUCACGGCCGCAUAUCCCGGGAAACACAUUUGUGACCUCAAGAAACAUUUUCUCCAGUGCCGGGCGUCGUAGUGUUCGUCGAUGAGUCUACGUUGAUUAGUGUCAUGCUUAUGAACGACCCGCUUCCAAUUUUUGCCAUCUCUGUCUUGCGUUCUAUGGCACCAAUUCCCCCACUAAUAAUUGACUCUCACCCGAUGAGCCCCUGAGGAUUGUGUUGAGUCUUCCACGUACGUCGCUAUCCAGCUAGACUAUUCUGGGAAGACUACCUGGGUGGUCAUCAAUGCACAGUUGUAUUUGGCGGGUCUUGUAUGUAGGGCAGUAUUCUGUCUGUGUCUUCUCUAGUCCUUCACCCUGCUCAAUAUACCCA
Molecule: messenger RNA, 2708 nt
Organism: Lindgomyces ingoldianus
Lineage: Eukaryota; Fungi; Ascomycota; Dothideomycetes; Pleosporales; Lindgomycetaceae
Exons: 4
Coding region: 6-2426 (806 amino acids)
Source: RefSeq, a predicted model, not a curated record